This is a messenger RNA of Mytilus trossulus (common blue mussel), 14056 nucleotides long. Its product is annotated as probable E3 ubiquitin-protein ligase HECTD4. Lineage: Eukaryota; Metazoa; Mollusca; Bivalvia; Mytilida; Mytilidae. Gene Ontology annotation, molecular function: ubiquitin-protein transferase activity. Gene Ontology annotation, biological process: glucose homeostasis. The record is from RefSeq and is a predicted model, not a curated record. The coding region runs from base 84 to 13010 and encodes 4308 amino acids. The transcript is spliced from 63 exons.
GAUGACAUUGCCAAACUAACAUCAUUUCUAUAUUAAAAUGUGACGGCAAAUUGUUGCCGAGAAAACUUUGGAAGAAUAUUACAAUGACAUCUGCCUUUCAGGAUUGCUUUCAAUGGAUGUCAGUUACAGAAGAGACGUUGUUUUUGCAUGACGGAUUGAUCAGAGUCACUGAUCUGGUAGAACUUCCUCGGGAUGUAAACAACACACAGGGAGGCGACAAUGAAGUCAUAACCUUUGAUUUGAAAAGCCCCAAAGAGCUAAGUGAUAGGCUUCUUGCUGUAUGUGGUACCCAAAACAAUGCAUAUGCUCGAUUGUUAGAAUACAGGUUAAAUGCUUUACGGGGAUACUGGUGUGCGCAGAGACAGUUUGUAGGUGCAGAACAGCAAGAUUCAGAUUCCUCAUCAAGUGAAGAAACUCUAAAUAUAUUGAAGAAGCAAGGUCUUUUAAAAGAACCAGAACAGGCAUCAUUUUCAACACGAAUCAGUGUCCUUUUAGUCUUGCCAUUGCUUCAGUCCCAAAGUCGAAUUGAUCCCAAAUUAUGUGGUGUUACAGCACAGUUACUCUUGGACUGUCUGCGAGAUUGUCCACCAAUAAGUCUGGCAAAAGAACCAGGGGAUUGUCUUCGUGGUUUAGAAAACCUCUUGUGCAGCUGGCUUUUAGAAGAAAAGGACAAAGAUGCACUAGUUUUAGUAACAGAUGUUCAGCAACGAACAAGUACAGCUGCAGCUCUAGUGGCUUUAGCAAGUGCAAGAGGCCAUUUGAAAACAUUUAUACAUACAAUCCAUUUACUACAAAGUUUGUCAGACCUACAAUCCCUGCCUGUAUCAGAUAUAUUGGUCAAACUACUGGAGACGGAGGGAGGGCAGGGUCCUCCACCAGGACUGUCGGGGAAUAAACAUGUACUAUGUUGGGCAUUAGAGGACAUGCUAGCUGGUCCAGAGAAAGAGCCUAAAGAGAAAGAAAAAGACAAAAAUAAAGAUUCAGAUGCUGGGCGUAGUGUGGCUUGUGAUGGCAAGUUUCUGUAUACCACAAAUACCCAAGGAAAAGGUGUAGCAAAGAUUGGAACAGGUUUACGUGGAACACUCAGAGGCUAUGUGUAUAGUAGAAACUUUGAUGUGAACGUUGGACGAUUGGCGUAUGGAUCAGGUUCCUUGCUGUGUCGACCACAAUCAUUUGAUACAGAAAUUGAUAUUAAUUCUUUGUGUCAAGUGUUACAUCCAAACACUUUGCAGGUCAUAAAAACAAUACCCAAACCAGAGGAUUAUUCCAAAGAGAAUCCACAAACUACUGUAGGCUUCUGUAGUGAUGGAACUUAUUUCUACUGGAUCUGGUUUGCAGGAGCAGCAUCAGAUAAGAGUAGUAAAGGGGUACCAGUUUAUUUGGAAAAGUUUACAUUUGAUUCAGAGCAAUUGGUAGCUGUACCACAACAAUCCAGAAUUACUCUGCAGAAGAAGGAUGAAUCAACAGCAAAAGCUCUAAGUGAAAGUUUAUUGGCAAAGUUACGGCCCUUUAGAGGAAGUUCAUCAUCCAUUACUCUAGCAGCCCUUACUGGCCUUGACCCUAUAACCUCCAGGAAAGAUGAUGGUGUUCUUGCUGGGAGUACAAGUUGUGGAAUAUCUCUAAAAAACUUGGUAAAAACUCCAGUCACUUGUGAUGGUAGCCAUGUGUUAUUUUUGACUUCAAUAUCAGGUGGCGCCACAACAAGUUCUGCCUCAAGAGGUUUGUUUGGUGGAGGACCUGGUUUGACAGGACUAAGGACAUUAGGUUCCUGUAUGUGUUUCCAUGUUAAAGAUGGACUGUAUGCUACAAAGACAGAUCUCAGUGAUGCUCCUACAUGCUCUCUUGGUAGAGGGGCGGCCAUUUCUGCUGUUGGUUUAUGUUUUGAUGUGAUGAACAAUUCUAUAUGGAUGUGCAGUAAUGAUUGGGUUGACCAGUUCUAUAACCCAGCUCAUCAGGCACAACAUCACAUACACAGACGGCUCAGAAUCCUACAGAAUCCCAGUAAGGAAGUGAGUUUAGAGCAGAAUAGAGAAGCAGUAAUCAAAGAUUUGUUACAACAUGUUGGCAGUAUGUGUUUACACCAGAUCAACAAUGACCUCCUCCACACACCUCUGGGGUCAUAUAUCCUACAGCAACACUCAGCUGACCUUGUCCAUGUGGGAAGAAUUGUAGACAUCUUACAAAGGUCAUUAGAGGUCAAGGACAACCAGAUUAUUCUGUGUUCAUUGAUAGUUUUACAGUUGGUGUUCAGAGUCAGUAUCUUCAAAAGGAAAUCCAAGGAAGAAGAGGAUGUACUCCAGAGAUUAAGUGAUUUAGUGUGGAACCUGUUAAAAUCUAGAGAUAAACUAGACAAACCAACUGACAAAGAAGAUUUCACGUCAGCUGUGAUCACUGAAGCAUGUCAUGUCUUAACCAAUGGGGUCAAUGUAUUAUAUCCCACAGAAAGUGCUAAAAAUAGACUAAUGUUGAGUUUACUGGAUAGUUCUUAUGAAGCUCAUAUAGAAUUGAGAGAUAUGAUUCUUGUGGACUUUGCUGAUCGUUUGAGAGGAAUGACUUACAGUAACACAGAAUCAAAAAAUCUCUGUUUUAAUGAUGAAACUGUCAACUUAAUACUAAAGAUAGCUGUUAAGGAGUCUUGUGAAUUACUGAAGGAAUCAGUUUCCAUAGGGAAAAACCAGUUCGAAGAACUACAAGCUCGAGUACCUGUAGCCUCAUCUUGUUUGAGGUAUAUGAUGUCACUUCAGUCAUUUCUGUUGAGGGAAGCCAUAUUGUACAAGUCUAAAACAGAAUCAGAAGAUUCUACAAAACAGGAUAAUACAAUACUGAAGGAAUUACAAAUAUCCAUCAUGAAUCUGGCUUCAAAAGUAUUUAGAGGUUCUUACCAAGUUCUAGAAGCUUUAUUAGACACCUGUAGUACAGUAAUAUCAAAACAUAAAGAGGACUUGGAAUAUUGGUUACAAGGAUUAGAACGACUGGCUAAAGCCACAGUGUUGGGACAUCUACUUCCUGUCCUCCUGACAGCCAUGACACAUCCUAACUUACGAUGUCUACAAUUUGGUGAUAAUCUGAUGUCACAGUUGGUUCACCUUGUUGUUUUAACCAGCCAGGCUGCUCUGUUGUUGAAAAGUCAAGUCCAAGCUGUGCAACAGGAGAUAUUUGAAAAAGAUUCUGAUAUAGAUGUAGCCAAGCUGAUUGGUCAAGCUGUCAAUUUAGAAAAUUGUGAUCUGAAAGAAAAAGAAGAGGAAGGAUUCCUUGCUGGACUAAAGAUCCCUGCCCCCUGGUCAUCAGGGAAGGCUAUAGAGAGUAUACAUCCUGUCAGGGACAAUUACAAGUUAAAGGAAAGUGUCCAUAUCCCUGGGGCAAGGUGUCUGUACCUUAGAUUUGACCCCAGAUGUGCCUCACAAUAUGAUUACGAUAAGUUAGUACUGUAUGCUGGCCCAACCACAAACUCUAAGAAGGUAGCUGAGUAUGGUGGGAAUACAUAUGGAUUUGGCAGUCGUAGUGUUCUGGGAUCUGGAUGGCCUAAAGAUCUUGUCAAAGUUGAAGGAGAUACAGUAACAUUUUCUUUUGAGAUGAGAAGUGGUAGAGAGCAUAACACACCAGACAAGGCCAUGUGGGGAUUUAUGUGUACUGUCAGGGCGCAGGAAUCUACAGAAGAGGUAUCUAUUGGCCUUCCUUUCUUAGCAGAUUUAGCUCUAGGAUUAUCAGUCCUGGCCUGUACAAUGCUACAACUAUUAUACGAGGGACCAGAUAAAUCUAAACAAGAAAUCAGUUGUACACAUUUACUAAGAUCUAAAUUAUUACAAAGAUGUGUAUGGCAGUCAGAUACAGGAAAACCUAUUCCAGGCUUCUCUCCUGAUUCUUCCCACGACCUUACCAUUAUAGAGGACACAUCUCUACCAAGAAUCAAACUUCCAUCUGAUAUUAUACAGAACUUGAGAAAACUCUGUCAUAGGCCAACACAAACACUCAGGCCAAGUAUAAGAGAAGUGAUUCAGCCAGACAUACUUGAAGAAAGAGUUAUAUCCACUGUUAUAAAACAUCUAUCACUGACAGAAAUUGUGCACCAACUACCUUCAGCUGAAAACCAAAACCCUGAGGAAUUCUCACUGUUACAGUCUGUUCUACAAGAAGUUUAUAAAAGAUUGGAUGCUCUGAUUAGACAGUUGCAGAGUUUAGCAGGCCAGGAACAACAUUGGCAUACAGAUGUAUUAGACCAUAAACAGGAGAACACAGAGGAUACACCACCAUUUUUUCAUGAUUAUCAUCUGCAGGAGUCACAAUAUAAAGAAUUGAUGAUGUUAUGUUUUGUCAAGAAUAUACAACCAGAUAAUGGAGAUGAUGAAAAGUCUGUCAAAGCUCUGAGAGAAAAGUUUGAUGCUGAUGUACAAAGUAGUGAGUUUGCAGAGACUUGUCCUAUGACCUUCACCUCUCAUAUUGUCAAAGGUCUGUUGUCAAGACUAGAUUUAUUGUUACAAGUCAACAUUGAGCCACAAGGUGGAGUGUCAUACAGUAGAAACUACUCUAUGCUGGAUCCAACACAAACAGGUGUGAUGGUGAGGUCAGACACAGACAUUGUAUUGCAAUCAUACAGCUUGUCAAGAAGUAUGUCUGCUCCCAAUGGAGUUGAUAUUUCCAGAGAAGAUAUCAAACACAAAAGACAGCAGAAAUAUAAGAAAGGUCCAGUCCACAUCUUACAGGACCUGGUAGAAGAGGAAGAGAAGGACAGGCCACCAUAUGUUACAGUCAUAGAACAGCUAUUCUCAUUUAUUGGUAGUGAUCCUCAAAAUACGAUUUCAAGCAAGGAUUUUUUAUCUGCUGCACAGACAAGAUGGCGCCGUGGACACACAAGGAAGCAGGCUUUGGUCCACAUGAAAGAACUGUUGACAGCUGCAGCAAGAGUGGGUGGCACAACACAUUUGGUGGCAGCAGUCACAUCUGUUUUACAGAGAGGGCCAUGUGUUGAUGAAUUGACUUGUGGUGGUAUGGUUGACCAUGUUAGAGAGGCUUUCUCUGAGACUAUGACAUCACUUGUACAACUGGCAGCCAGAUAUCCUAUAGCCUGCUGUAACAGUAUAGGUCUUAUGUGUAUUAUUCCAUAUACAAGAGCUGAAGAGAAAUGUUUAGUAAGAUCUGGUUUGGUGCAUCUUCUUGACAAACUGUGUAGCUUAGCCAACUACCGAUUAGACAACAAAGAAACACAAUCAACUCAUCAGAAAGUUUCAGCCAUGGCAUGGGCAGGCUUCCAAGUUCUGGCCAACAGAUGUGUCAUGUGGGAAACGGAAGAUGGUUCACAUUUUGAACAGUUAGAACACUCUGGAUUGGCUAGACAGGUGUCAGUAUUAUUAACCAAUCAUCUUGCUCGAGCCACAGAAUCUGGUGGAAAUGAGGCUGCAGGCAGUGAAGCAUUACAGGAUGUGCUUAGUUUACUGAACAAUCUAUCACGUAGUAAGAUGGGCAAAGCUAUACUAAGUCAACCAGCAUGUGUGUCCAAACUUCUGUCUUUGUUAUUGGAUCAGAGGCCAUCACCAAAGUUAGUAUUAAUCAUACUCCAGCUGUGCCGGGUAGCUCUGCCACUGAUGAGUACAGACGACUGUGACUAUCUAGAACUUCCCUCCUGGGGACAACACAUGCAUUCAUCACACUGGAGUACAGCAGAGUCUAUCUCAGAUCCACCAGCUAAGAUUGUCAGUCUACUACUGGCCAAGCUGGGAGAUUUCUUAGUGCCAGGUGACUACAGUACAGUGUGUAGUAGGAGACCUUCAACUGACCCUAGUAGUAGCCAUGGUAACAUCAGUGGAGAAAGAGAUAAGAAUGAAGACUGUGACAUUCAGGGUGGUCGACUGACAGUGUUUGUACAUAAGAGAAGUGAUCAGUUAUCACAAGAAAUCACACAGGCUAUUUUAAGUUCUGACACAAGACAGAGUAGACUUGGAAGUCUUUUGACAGAGAAAGCUGUGAGAAUGGACAGGGAACUGAAUAAGUCUGGGAAAGCAGAUGUUUGUACAGAAGAUGCAGUAACUGCAUUGAAGAAAGCAGCCAAGUGGGCACAGUCAGGACUUGUCAUUUCUACUGGUUCUCCAGUGGAUUCUACCCCUCCAGAGGCCACUAAUGGGGACAAGAAAAAACAAAAUGCUGUUACUGUGUGCAGAGAGAAAAAUAAUGAGUUAGCAAGAACUGAUCCAGUGAGACCAUUUAUAAGUGGACAUGUUGCUAACAGUAUGGCAGGUGAAGUGAUAGCUUUACUCCAUUGUUUAUUGACUGCUCCAGAAUCUAACACAGCUCAUUCAUGGGCCAAUGCUGUACAGAGAGUUUUGAAUAAUGCCCUGUCAUGUCUGCCAUUACUUCUAACAUCAAUAGACAGCUUGAGUUCACCACGAUGUAGCAGUAGACAGCUGUUAUUUAUGGCCAAGUUGGGAAAUGCUGCUCUAUGUUCCCUUGGAGGAUUUAAGGAAAUCAUCAAACCUGGAUGUGAUGUUAGAGUAACUGGUCCAGGAAUCCACAAUACUGAAGGAACAGUUUUAUGUGUUUCUGAACAGACUGGACAAGUAACAGUACAGUUGACCUCUGACCUUGAAUCACCACCCAGAUACAGUGAUACUAUACAGGUUCCUGUUACUAGGCUGGAACCAGUCAGGAAUAAGAUCUACAAAUCUCACCACUUGCCGAGUACAGAAGCAGUUGUCAUGGCAAUCAAAUCUAUACUCCUCCCACAGGACGACAACUUAUCCACUUUACAGAAGACAUUCCCUGUGACUGGGGACGGAAACACAAUAAACAAUGUGACCUGUCGUGUCAUUGGAGAGUUACAGACAAGGGCAUGUAUGGUCUUAGCAUCAUACCUCAAUGAUCUCAGCUUUUCUAAGGAGUUUAUACAACACUGUGGCAGUACUAUAGAUGUAUUGAAGUUGCUUGCUAAGGAGUGCAAUACAGGUGACAGACUAGCUGUGAUAGAAGAUCAUUGUACCAGACUGAGGCUGCUCUACAGAGACUGUGCUAAACCUCCACCUCCUCCCAGCAAGGUGGAUAACAGAAUGAAUAAAGAAAUGUUAUGGGAUCCUAACAGAAUUUUCCCACCAGUACGGACAUGUGUUUUCUCCCAUAGUAUGACAGGAGUUACCUUCCUUGGAGAUCCCAAUACAGGAAGUGGAUUGCCUCGUGGAACUAUUGUUUAUGCUAACCAGUCUCUUCCACAACAGGCACCAUCAUUUUAUUGGGAGUUAGAGAUUUUAUCUUUUGGAGACAGCCAGGAUGAGAGUGGUGCUGUUAUAUCUUUUGGAUUUGCUCCCUCUGCUGAGAAGAAAGAAGGAGCAUGGACAAAUCCUAUUGGAACAUGUCUGUUCCUUAAUAAUGGUAAAUCUGUCCAUUACAAUGGAGCCAGCCUACUGCAGUGGAGGAGUGUACGACUUGAUGUAACCCUAAAUGCAGGAGAUAUUGCUGGUAUUGGUUGGGAGAGAACUGAUGAAUCUCCUGUCCAAGGUCAGACACCUAAAGGUCGUGUGUACUUUACCUACAGAGGAAGACUUCUUAGUUCCAACAUGGAGGACGUGUCUGGAGGCAUGUUUCCUGUUGUACAUGUUCAGAAAAAGGGCACCAGAUUAAGAGCAAACUUUGGAACCAGACCAUUUGCUUAUGCCAAAGGUCAACAGCACAGGGAUGCUGCUGAUGAAGCUAAUGAUUUAACCAGAGAGAUUAGAGAGAGUUUUGGACACCUGCCAUUCCACCAUGCCUCUGAGAGUGAGGAUGAAGAACCAACAGUGGCUAGUCCAGAAGUGGCACAGAAAGAGGACUUAAAAUCACCACAGGGUCCAUCAUGUAAAGUCCCAGAGAUACCUAAACCACAGAAAGAAUAUGAUACAGAUUCAUGUAAACAGUACAAGUUGUUCAGUAGCUAUGACAACUUUUUGUCUACUGGUCCCAACUAUUUGUCAACUGCAACACAGGAAGAUGAGUCUGAUGAGGAACCAGUUGAAGAUGAUGCACAGACAGAAGAUCACUAUGCUCUCCUAGUAAAGGCAUGGGAACAGAAAGUGUUCCCUGUUAUCAGAAGAAGAUUUAGAAAUGAGGCUGAGAGAAAGGAUGGACUGGAACAAAUAAAAGGAGCACUACAGCUGGGUAUGACUGAUAUUGCCAGACAGACAGUAGAAUUCCUUUAUGAAGAAAACGGGGGAAUCCCUCGUGACCUUCAUCUUCCCACUACAGAAGAUAUAAAGGAGGACCUAGCUAAGUUUACAAUAGAGAGGGUCAGAAAAGGGACAGUUGUCGUGGUCAGAAAUACAGCAGAGACCAGUACAGCAGGGACCACCAUGCUGCCUAUGUUUGCUGUUAGGAGUAUGCUGAGGACAUUUGGUCUUACAGGGACUGUCUUGGAUGUUGAUAAUUCGAAUGAAUUGGUACAAGUAGAAACCUACCUUCGUAGUGAAGGAGUACUGAUACGAUUCUGGUACCCUAUAGACAUGUUAGAGAGACCAGGUCAAGGUUUGAGGAAAUCUUCAAUUACAGGAGGGCAGAUACUGGAUACUUCAAACAUAUACAUCCAUAGGGAGUUACUUAGAUGUGAAGGGAUAUUAUCUAGGAUGUACUGUAGAACUGCUCUAUUAAAACUCAUUGACCAUUGUAACUCACCAGCAAUGGAGAUAUACUCAUGCUCUGCCAGUCUGGGGUCAGGAAUGGCUGCCAGUGCUGCCCUCUUGCAGCAGUUAGACAUAGAAAACCUCCAGCUGUUGUCAGAGGAACUACUAUGUCCUCCUCAACCUCAUGGAACAGUACAGAAUGCCUCUCUGAUCACAUCCUCCUCAUUAGAACAUUGUCUGGCCAUUAGUUCUUGUUCUCUGACAAAGUUAUUGUACAGUGAUGAAGACAAGUUAAAAAGGGAGCUUUCUGUGGCCAUUGCCAGAGCAGCCAAUCAGGGAGAAGAUUACUUGAUUGAGCUAACCAAUCAGAUUUGUAUUUGUUUGCAGAUUGCACCAGAAAUGUUCCCAUAUGAAGAGUUCCCAGUAACAGAGGUGAAGGUCAACACAGAUGUACAUUUCCCAGGGGCCUCAUGUUUGGUUGUGUCUUGUAAAACUGAUCCUAAAGUAGCAAAGAAAGACACAUCACUCUACAAAUCUCCAUGGGCAAAAGUUCUAUCGUACACUGGUAACCAUGUAAGGAAGACAGGACAACCUACCAAACUGGAUUGUGUUAGUUAUCCAAGGGAUACCAGCUCAACCAGUAACCAGAAUGAACAAUAUACACCUGCUAUUAUACCCUGUGAUAGGGUCCAUGUUAAACUGGGUGUGUCCCCACCCCCAGGGGUCAUGUUGACAAUACAUGCUUUAUAUCCACAGUUCUUACUGGCUGUGGCAUACAUAGAAACUUUAAUAGAAGAAAAGUAUGGUUGUGGCACACAAAGUUGUGGCAUGCGAGGACAUGCUGGUACGCCAUCUAGCUUGAUAAGUAAGGAUAACCACCAGAGUUUAUGGAAUGUGGAUAACAUCAAGAUUACACCAGGGGUAUUUAAACACAUGAUUGAACUCCUGUGUAGAUAUUUAUGGAAGUGUAGUAUUCCAUCUCUCAUUAAGGAGUAUAUGUUCCACCUUUUAGCACAAUCCUUGAGAAUUCUGAAUUACAGCGAGGGAUGUAACGGGUCAGUACUCCUGGCUCUGCAACCCCAUUUGAAUCUUAACACUGGUUUACUUGUACAACUACAAAUGGAGCUCAGGAAAUUAUAUGAAGAGGAAACCAAGGGGUGGGAGUCUAUGUCAACAGCAAGUGGUGUGGGUAUGGGUAUUGGGGUGUGUGAUAAAGGACGAUUCUCUACAUACUUUCAUUCAUUGUUAGAAGUGGUUUUGGCUACUGCUGAAACAAGAUAUGAUGAGAGAUCAAAGACUUUCAUUGGGCUAUUGAUGUCUGCAGGUGCGUUCGGUUCCUCAGCUUCAGGAUCUUCUCAUACUUUAGGAAGUCCUACUUCAUCAGCCAAGAAGAAAAAGGUCAAGGCUAAACGCGAUAAAGAAAGGGGAGGAGCUGUACCUAAACGUACUCCUGUGUCCAGUCCUCGUGUGAGUGAGAGUGAUGUGUCUCACUCUGCAUCAGCCAGCACAUCAGCUACAUCCACAUCAUCAUUUUCAUCGCUACCUACAUCAGAAAACUCAUCAUCAUCUUCAUCACUACCAACCGCUGAAUCUAGUAAGACAUCACUUACUGGUACUAAAUCAGAAGAUUUAUUAUGGUUUCAGAGAACUUUGACCGUGUCUCAGAUUAUUCGUCAUUUGGCAUUCCGAGAGAAACAGAGUGAAAGUUUCUUACACACAGCCAUUCUGGAUGCUGCACACGUUCUUCAAGUACCAUCAGCAUACAAUAGAGUAUUAGUUAUCACAGGAAUACCAGAUAAGAUAUCCAAAGACAAUGUACAUUCAGCUGUUCAGAAAGCAUGUCAGUCAAAUGGGGGAAUUGACAGGAACGAUAUUUUCAUUCCCGUUCAAACUGUAAGUCCAAAGGUCAGAGCUGUAGAAAAGACAGAAACUCAAGGUCAAGUUGAAAGUGAAAAUGUGUCAGAGCAGACGACAGAGGCAGCAGGUGUUGUCAAGGCAACAGAAGAAGUACCUGCUCCAAAAAGGAUGGAGGCAGUCAUUAAAGGUACAGCAGUAAUAAAUAUCAAUUCUAAGUCUAAAGUGGAAAAUAUUAAAAAGUCACUAGUAAAAAGUUUCUCAUUCGGUCAUGAUGAGCUGGUUGAUGUUCCUGAAGAAAUGAUGACUAUAUCCACUGUCAAUGCUAUGUUAGUUACCGCUGAGCCUCAAGCUAAUGGCACGUUGGAGGAAUAUCUUCAGUAUAAAUUUUUUAACGGUUCUAAUCUUGAGGAAAUAACUGAGCCUGGUACACUGGCUCUCAUUGAAAUAUUCCAUAGUUGUUUUAUCAUGGAUCAGAGGCACUGUAGUGAUGAUUUCCGUCAAGAUUCAGGAUUUAUAUGUCUCAGUAAAGAUCUUAUUCUUCAACAUGUACAGGAAAAUAUGUUGUUCUGUUUCUUCAACAAUAUUAAACCUCCAAAGAAGUCCCUACAAGAACAGGUCACACAGGUGUUAAGGAAGUAUGGCAUGCUGAAAUCACCUGACAAAGAAGGAUCACCAGGAGACAGAAAUGGUAAAGGAAAAGGACCCAGGAGAUCUCCAAAAUCAUCCAAAGAAAAAGUGGUAAUGGGUGUCACAGAAAAACCACCACACCGUGACAAGAAGCUGAAGGGUAAAGACAUGCCAGAGAAAACACACAAGGAAGGAGCAGAACAAGGUGCUAAAGCUGGAAAGAGUUGGCCUGUUGAAGAAUCAAGGCAUUUAACUCUGGAAGGAUUCCUACAGUAUGUUAUAGACCUGGCAAAGCAAGAUAUACGAUCUGUAUGGAGGGCUCUCCUAGCCUGUGGAUUUGAUCUUUUCUUUGAAAGGUGUGCAUGUCUUGACAAUAACCAAGCUUUACAGAUGACCACACAGUGGACAUUAGAAAUGGACUCAGCUUUGGGCCAGUAUGUAAACAUGUCAGCUAAGAAGUUAGGAGUGGCUCCCUCACGGUUACAUCCACAUGAGAUGAAUAUACCAGAGGAGAUAUUAACCAAUGAAACUUAUGCUUGUUUACAAGGUGUUCCUGUUGAGAGUGUCAGAUUAAGAUUUGCAUUUCUACAGUCACUGAACAAUACUCUUGAAACUAUUUUCUUGCCGAUGGUUGACCUACGUCCUGCCAAAACUUACAACAGAAGUACAGCCUCUGCCCUGUCAAAAAUCAGAGGACUUAUAUUUUAUGACUCAAAAGUAAACUUUGUUAACCGUAUUAUGAAUGCAACUGCUAAGAGAAAACCAGAUCAAGCUGCACCAGAAGUCACACUGGAUCCCUUGGAAAAUUUAUCAGGUGAUGAGAAAGCUUCUUUAGUUACAUGGUAUUGUCAGACUUUCAGACAAUUAUCUAAUAUACCAUCCAAACAGCUGUGUGUACGUCUAGCUAGUGGUGGAGAUCCUACCUAUUCUUUUAAUGUCAGAUUAACUGGAGAAGAAGUCCAUGGAACAAGUGGUUCUUUCCGACAAUUCCUGAGCCAAAUUGCCAAAGAGCUCCACACUCUUAAGUUGAUAGUCCCCUGUAACAAUAGUAACUACAAAAGUAGAUGUCUACUACACCCAGAGAAGAUGACAUUCCCAGAGGAAAGAUUAACACAGUUUUUUGGACAGAUUUUAGGAAUUACUAUAAGAGCAGACAUACCUCUAGGGUUAGAUCUACUGAAGUCUUUGUGGGAAGCCAUUGUAUCUGACGAUGAAGAUCCAAGUACCAAUCUACAGGAGGCUGACCCUCUUACUUACAGCUUUAUGAAAAAGAUUGAAAUGGUUGAGUCAGAAAGUGAACUUCAAGCAUUGUGUUCUGAUGUCUAUCCACAGUUUGUUUAUUCAACUUUGUCUGGAGAAGAAGUAGAACUAAUACCUAAUGGACACAAAGUCUCUGUUUGUUGGGAGAAUAGACAAGAAUAUGUUGAAGCCAUCCAGAGAUUGAGAAUGACAGAGUUAUUACCAGAACAUAGAGUGCAGUCAUUACAUUGUGGUUUAGCAUCACUUAUACCUCUACAGCUAUUGAAUAUACUCUCACCUUUAGAUCUAGAAAUCAGGACAUGUGGAUUACCUGAAGUGGACCUAGCUUUUCUCAAGGCACACACUAUGUAUCAAGUAGGACUGAUGGAGAGUGACAAACACAUAGAAUUCUUCUGGAAUACACUGGAGUCACUUAGUCAGGAGGAUCUCUGUAAAUUUAUCAAGUUUUCUUGUAACCAGGAGAGAAUUCCACAGACCUGUCCAUGUAAAGAGGGCGGAGCAGAAACCACACAUGUCCCUCCUUAUCCAUUGAAAAUUGCUCCACCAGAUGGACCAGGUCCACCAGAUUCACGGUUUAUCAGAGUAGAAACCUGUAUGUUCAUGAUUAAACUACCACAGUAUAGUACACAAGAAUUGAUGACUCAGAGAUUAUUAUAUGCUAUAAAUUGCCGAGAGGAUCCUCUUAGUAGAUAACAAGCCAUAUACAUUAAUGAUAUUGUGUGAAAGAUCUGCUGCAGUUGUAAAGCAUUUAUUUAUUAGAUCAAUUAUUCAUUAGAUGCUUUAAAUAGUUAAUAAACAAUCUCUAUCUGAAUAAUCAAGAAAGUAAAGAUGUUUACCUUUCUAAAUAAGAUAUAUUUACUAAAAUUUAGGAGGUUCUUUUUUUCUUUCUCUUUUUCCCCUUUAUGAUGUUAGAUGUAAGAUAUGUAUUCUCUGCACAGUUGUAGUUGGUGUGUGAAUUUAUAGAAGUUGCAGUGUUGACUGACAAUGUACAGUAUUUUUGGAAAAAAAGUAUUAUAGUAAAGAGGAUCUCCAGUCUAAUGAAAUGCAGAAACUGUAUCUCAUGUGUGUAUAAAAUUACUUCAUGGAAGUGAAAGCUUUUCUUAUCCUAAGAGAUUUUACUGAUUUAUUUUUUAGUGAUGUAAAUUUAAAUAUGAAAUAUAAUGAAUUGCUUUGCAAGCAUUUAUCAAGGGAACAUUUUAAUAAAUAGAUAGUUUAUAUUGUUUAUAUUGUAACGUAAUUAUCUGUCGGCAAGAGUUGUUAUCACAAUUAGAAUUGAAUUAUUAUAAUUAUUGUGAUCAUAUUCUAGACUGAUCGUUCUAAAGUUGUAGCAUAAGUGUCAUAAUUUGACGAAACAUAAUGUUCUGUAGAGUUUUGACCAUGAGAUAUAUUUAUAUAAUAAUUUGAUCAUUAAUGAUUAACCAGUGUUAUAAGCCUAAGCAGCACUGAAAAACUUAUCAGUCUUUUAUUUAUAGCGAUGUUAAAUAAAACUUCCUAUUCAUCAUCCAGGCUAUCAUCAAAUGUAAAACCAUAUGUGUGUGUGUGUGUUAUAUGUGAUAUGUAUAGGUUUAUUUAUUAUAUAUUUUGUUUGUGUCGAGAUUGUUAAUAUAGUGAUGGUUGUACUAUUUUAAAGCUUUAUUAAUUACCUUAGCAACUAUUAGUAUUUUUGCUACAACAGUAACCAUAGCAAUUAUUAUUUAUAAGAUGUACUAUAUUAAUGUUUUAACCUAGUUAGUUUAAUU